GCUGGAUAAUUUUUUAAAUGGCAUCAAGCUGGGAAUUUUAAUGCAUAAAAGUUAAUUUGUUAUUCGAAGGAGAACUGAGGAACUAAUAAUUGUUUCAACAGGGAGAUCACAGCUGGGCAUUGGGGCAUCACCCCUUCAAUGUGGUUAGCAUGGGAGUCUGAAGAACUGUUGUGAUUGGUGACAGAUUGGGCAGCAAGCAUGGAUGCUGGGGUCAGGCUUUAAUCCUACUACUUAGAGGCAGAAGACUUUGGGUUGCCUGACCUGGGAACUAACUUUUGGGGUAGACAGUUGAGCAGGAGGCAAUGGGGUGGCUGAGUUCAACACCAAGUCCUCUCUUCCUCCCUCCUCUUCUCCUACUUCAAUCCCUGGGAUCCUGCAUGUUACUCCACACCAUUUCUGGCUGUUUUUCUGGCUUAUUUUGUUGACAGCCAUGGAGAUCUCACCUCUUACUUGAUGGAGAAAACUUCCUGGCUUGCAUCUAUCCCUGCUGGGGCAACAGCCUCAGGUAAAAUCGGAUCUUAGGUUCAGUACUGACUCCCUCAUUCACUGGCUGUGAUAGCUUGAGUGAGACAAUCCCUCUCUGUGCCUUAACUCAAGUGUAAAAUAGUUUAUGCCACCUGCACCCAGCUUUCUCAUGGGACUCUUGGAAUGAUGACAGCAAUGAGUUGAAAAUGCUCUCAGCAACCCACAAGGUGGCAUAGAGGGGAAAGCUGAUCAGCAGUGGGCCUUGUAAGAACAUAUGGGGAGAGGACACAGGAGCCACAUGAACUCUGGACUAUACCUGGGGAGGGGAUAGGGAAGGUCCCAGGACAGCUUUGGUGAAUCCACUGUCCUGCCCUUCCCUUAGGUUUCUUUCCAUCAUAGGGGGUGCAAAUAUUUGGAACUUGGGAUCCAGCCCAGGGCCCCCAUCACCUGGGAAUACCUUCCAGCUACACACCUGGGUCCCAAUCUCUCAUCUGCUUAAAAUCUAGAAUAUGUCCCUCAACUUUUCUGAGCCUCAAUUCUUCAUCUGUAGAAUGUGCCCACACUACCUCCUCUCUAGGACAGUUGACAUGCACCCAAAGUGUCCAGAGUGAGGGGUGGGAUGAUGAGGGAGCUGUCCCUUCAACAAUGCCAUGGGCCUCCACUGGUCUACUCCUUUUGCCCACCCCUCCAAAAUUCAAAGCAUUCCCGACCACCCAUGAAACACCCUUGUGUUGGCUGCAAUCAGCCUGUGUUCUGAAAUCUUGUCUCCUCCACUGUCUUCCUGGUUCUAGAAUCCCACUGCCAAUCUAGACUGGGCACUCUAGAACCACAGGGCUCUGCCACUUUUCCUAGGCAGUGCCUGCUUGCUCACAUCUGACGUGUGUCUAUACUCUGGGUGCAAUGCGGUGGCAGGACCGCUUGGCUGUGCUCUUCUUCCCUCAGGGCAUGAUGCUCACCAUGGCUGCGCUGAUGCUCUUCUUCAUACACCUGGGUGUCUUUACCAGCGACGUGCACAACUUGUGUGUCACCCACCACUAUGAGCAUAUGAGCUUCCACUACACAGUCGUCCUGACGUUCUCCCAGGUGAUCAGCAUCUGCUGGGCUGCCAUGGGGUCACUCUACUCGGAGAUGAUGGAAAACAGUUUACUUCAGAGCUUUUCCCUGAUCAUCCUAAUGCUCAAUGGAGUCAUGUUCUUCAACCGCAUGUCUCUGGAGUUUCUGGCCAUCCACUACCGGCAGGAGAACCACUGAGGCCUGGGGCCUGAGGACAGGGCCGAGGAGGGAGAAGGAAAAGUCUGCUUCGGGUGUUUUAGUAAAGUCUAUCGUUUAUUUCCA
Molecule: messenger RNA, 1800 nt
Organism: Microcebus murinus (gray mouse lemur)
Lineage: Eukaryota; Metazoa; Chordata; Mammalia; Primates; Cheirogaleidae
Gene: CATSPERH
Product: catsper channel auxiliary subunit eta
Source: RefSeq, a predicted model, not a curated record